AUGUCGCAAAUAUUGCAUCCAGAAGAUGAGCCAAUGUCUGUUUCACUAGACUUUGGUGAAGAAAGAUUCGAUCCAGACUUGAUAGAAGCAGAUGAGAUUAUGGAACGCCAUGAGCAACUAUCGAUGGAAGUCAACAACAGCGUUCAAAUACUAUCCGAUGAUGGUCAGAUCACCAAGAAAAAAAUUAGAGACUUUAAGAAGACGGUAGUUUCAUUAGAAAAUUCCAAACAAAGAGUCAAAUUUGCAACAGAGAAACUCCGAAAGGUUCAAGCUUUUUGCGAUGAUGCAGAAAAAGAGAUUCAGACCAGCCUCCCGAAGCACAAAGUUCUUAGAAUUAAAGACAAUUUGCCUAGUGGUCUAUUCUAUCAAGCACUCGAAGUCAUUCUCCUUUACAAGGGUGAUCUAGAUGAGGUUAGAGAAAAGGGCGAAGAAUUCCGAGAAUUGCUCCUGGCCAAAGAAGAUAGCAUUUCCAAGACCAAGUAUCAAGCAUUGAAGGAUGAGAACCAAAAGCUCCAAAAAGAUUACGAUAGUCUGAGAUCAAAGAGAGAUUCUGAAAAUGAUGCGACUGAAGCAAGAAAGAUGGCAGUCGACGAGCUAUCCAAGCUCGAGAAACACCUUCAAGAAUGUAUUGCUAAAGAUAAAUCUGCGCAAGAUACCAUCAAAACUUUGGAAGAGAAAGCUGGGGAAGCCAACAAGUCAUAUCUUGAGAUUUCCCAAUCUAUGGAGAAACUAGAAAAAGAAGUUGCUGAUAGAAGUUCCACGAAAGAUACCAUGAAAAAAUUGCAAAAUGAGCUUGAAAUGUCUCGAUUUCGUCACCAAACUGAGCUUCACGAAAAAUUGAAGGGGGCAAGAAGAACUAUCGACGAACAGAGUGAAAGACUGUCUGAUAAAAGCCUUGAGAUUUCCGAUCUUCGUAGGGUCCAAGAAACACUUCGAGCCGAAGCGAAAGCAAACCAAGAUCAGAGAGUGCUGGAGAGAGAACUUCUCAGGAAAUCCCAAUCAGAGACAUUUGUUGCACUGGAUAAUGUCAAAUCGAGAGAUGAAAAGAUUACAGAAGGCGACAAAACCAUCAAGAACCUUCAAGAAGAUAGAUCCGCCUCGAGGAGACCGUAG
Botrytis byssoidea is the source of this 1113-nucleotide messenger RNA. RefSeq lists its product as uncharacterized. The record is from RefSeq and is a predicted model, not a curated record. The transcript is spliced from 2 exons. The coding region runs from base 1 to 1113 and encodes 370 amino acids. NCBI's taxonomy places the organism in Eukaryota, Fungi, Ascomycota, Leotiomycetes, Helotiales, Sclerotiniaceae.